Molecule: messenger RNA, 2532 nt
Organism: Periconia digitata
Lineage: Eukaryota; Fungi; Ascomycota; Dothideomycetes; Pleosporales; Periconiaceae
Source: the annotation of a GenBank genome assembly
CUGUCAAAAAAACAAGCAGGCAAAACCCUGCCAGAGGGCGCUCGUGUCCGGAAGGUGCCAAAAUACGAGAUGCAAAAUGCAAGGCGUCGAGGCAAGAUAUCCGGUUCACGGAGUAUUAGCAAAGAUAUUGCUCUUGAUAUGAUAUUGAAACCCCCCCCUUUCCCCUGGGCCGAACGAUUCGAGGCGGGUGAAGACUGGAUUGGAAGGAUGCAAGUCGUUGCAUUGGACCUGGCUCAUUGCCCGGACGGCUCACGUGCCUUGCCAUGUGUGCAUUUGAAUGAAUGGAUGUUUGGUUGCAGGCUCGCGUUGAGGCUCGUCUGGAGCGGUGCUGGAAGAUUCUUCAGGUGCAUUGCUCCAGACUUAGCGGGCGACUGGCCAAUUCUGCCAAUAUUGCAUCGAAGGCUCGAAGCGUCGUCGCCAAACAAACAGAGGCAAACAUCCAUGGACCCCGGCUCGGGCUGCGGCCGUUGGCGGUGGUGGGGCCAGCGCCUGGCCCGAAGCCGUUGGAAAUCAUCAUGGCCCACCAGCAUCCACCCUUUGAAUGACCAUGACCACCACCGCUAUCAUCAUCAUCAGCAUCAUCAUCAACACCAGGGGUGGACUGCGGUACAUGGGAACCAAAUCCCCGGCGCACGGAGGCAGGGGACGCACAGCGAGCCAAUUAGCCUAGACAAGCGCAGCCGUGAUUCGCAGGCCAGCUUCCCUCACUAUAGCCUUUCCUGGUUGACCUGCCCCCAAAGCGUCGUUCGUGUCCGUUGCCCGCCGCGCUUUGAGCAGUCCUCUGUGCGAGCUGGGAAGUGGACGCGCCCAAUGUGGCAUCGUCUGCCUCGUGCACACAUUGUGCAGUGCGCUGCAUCCCCCUCCUUCGCCGCCAGACAAGCACGCAGCCCACCCAUUGUCCACAACGUUGUUCCAUCGCUUCUUCCGCUGUCAUCAUUCCAUGCCCUAUCCUUUCCAGGACCCCUCUCCACCCCGGCGUCUCUGAUCUCUAGUAGAAUUGCACUACCUACUCCCUGGCCACCAUCGCAAACCCACCUGGCCGACCUAUGCCCACCCAAUUCGGCUUCCUGCAGCACCCGUGAACAAAUAAACUACCGCAUGCCCCAACAACACCAACACCAUCAACACCACCCGAAUGCUCCAUCGUCUCUCCUUCCUUUUCGCCCGUCUCCAGACAUGACCGACACUCAGAAACUGCCAGCUUUGUCUCCUUACUUUGACCAUUCUCGACGCCUGCCUCCCAUCAAGAUUCCUCCCGACACUUCGCCCUCUGUACCACCGCCGCCGCCGCCACAUGUCGACUACUCUUUCCACCACCAGCUCCCAUCCAUACAGUCCGGCCUGCCUCCACGACAUCACCCCCAACAACCCCACAACCACCAUCAACCUUCCGCUCCAUCUUCCCUGCCAAGGCCUUCAGCACCAUCUGUGGACAAGAUACUGCAUCACCAAUCCAAUCCCAUCCCUUAUACUCCACCAAGAUCAGACCCUCCCUACUCUCCCCAGCAGUACGGCCCACCAAUAUCACCACGCACCGAAUUUGAACAUAGGUCCCAAAGGUUAACCGAGCAACGUUACCCUUAUGAAGACUCUCGCCCCACACCACACCAACCAUCUCGUCACGAGCAACCCUAUGCUUCCCUUACUUCCCCAGUGGAACAGCCCCAGCCGCGACCGUACGCGCCUCACCAGUCACCGAGCUAUCCGUCCGCUUAUGCAUCCAACUCGACGCCGUUCCACGGGUCCGUGGGUUCUCACCGAGGGUCCAUCUCGCACUCGCUGGGUCCCAUAGCCUAUUCUGAACCCCCGACUGCUGGCCCACCACCUCGGCAAAUCCCCCGGCCUGGGUCCAUACCGCAGCCUGUCUACAACGACCAACUGAAACUUAAUUACGAGUUGCGUGUACGACAACAACCUAUUGCAGCCCGAGCAUGCGGUUUUGGCGAGCGGGACCGCAGAGUGAUCGACCCCCCACCAAUCAUCCAACUCAUUGUAACCGAUCCCAAAACAGGAGCCGCAGAACAGGAGGAGCUGCGUUAUUCACUAAAUGUUGUGCACUGCACGUUAUGGAACGCAAAAGGCACGAGCGAAGAGACGGCACUGAUACAGCCCGACAGGCGGACGACGCGACGACUCAUGGGCCAGCUGGUGGCAUCGCCUUCGGUGGCCAAGGACGAACACGAUGUUGAAGGUUGCUUUUUUUGUUUCCCCGAUCUCUCUUGUCGCACUCAUGGCAUGUAUCGCUUGCGGUUUGUGCUUAUGCGACUUGACCCGAUGAACCUUCACGUUGGCGGCUUCUCACCCAUUCUCAACGAAGUGCUGAGCGAUGUUUUCACUGUUUAUACAGCCAAGGACUUCCCUGGAAUGCGGCCUAGCAGCGCUCUCACACGUGCGUUGAAGCUGCAAGGAUGCAACAUUCAAGUAAAAAAGGGCAAUGAAAAGGCACUGGCUCGCAAGCGACUUACACAAAGCCAAGACCACGAUAAUCACGAAGAUGACGACGAAAUGGGAAAACGACGGCGCAAGGACUGA